GGAGCCCCUUCCCCCCAGAUUUCCCCCCCCCCCCCCACGCGGGAGGAGGGGGCCCGGACAGCCCCCCCCCCCCCCUCAAAAUGGCCAAAUCUUAUGACCACCUUUUCAAACUCCUCCUGAUCGGGGACAGCGGAGUGGGCAAGACUUGUCUCAUCAUCCGCUUCUCCGAGGACAGCUUCAGCGGCACCUACAUCAGCACCAUCGGCAUCGAUUUCAAAAUCCGGACUGUGGAAGUGGAGGGUAAAAGGAUUAAAUUGCAGGUUUGGGACACGGCUGGCCAGGAGAGGUUCAAGACCAUUACAACCGCCUACUACCGAGGAGCCAUGGGAAUUAUUCUCGUCUACGACAUCACGGAUGAGAAAUCCUUCGAGAACAUUCAAAAUUGGAUGAAGAGCAUCAAAGAGAAUGCCUCAGCCGGCGUGGAGCGCCUCCUGCUAGGGAACAAGUGUGAUAUGGAGAUGAAGCGCAAAGUCUCCCGGGACCAAGCCGAGAAGCUGUGCAGGGAACACGGGAUCAAGUUCUUUGAGACCAGCGCCAAGUCCAGCUUGAACGUGGAGGAGGCGUUCAAUACUUUGGCUCGCGACAUUCUUCUCAAAUCGGUCAAGAAAUCGGCUCAGCUCCCCAAGAGGCCUCCGGAACUGAAAGCCACACCCAAAACCAGCUCCAAGUGCUCCUUGCUGUAACCGCCAGCCAGCCCGUUCGGAAACAUCCCUAUCCCGGGCCCCGUUUGGCUUGGGUGGGGCUGUUUCUCCCCUCUGCCACCCCGAGACUCCCAGUCGUUUCGGGCUGGAUCCUGGAAGGACUUGGACACCAUUUCCCUGACUUCUUCAUCAUCGUCGUGGUUUUCCAUUUGGGGACUCUGCCUUUUAAUCUGUGCAGGAUAAAUAAUAACAGAUAAUCCGAGUUGGAAGGGACCUUAUAGGUCAUCUAGUCCAACCCCCCGCCCAAGCGGGAGACCCUACACCAGGAAGAGGGAAGGAGAGUUUGGGGAGGGAGGGAGGGAGGGAGUCCCAGAGCUGAAGAGGGAGAGGUUGAAAAAUUGGGGAGGGGGUAUUAAUAACGGGGGGUGUCGGCUUCCCCUCCCCAAAUCCCUGCAUUCGCCAGACAUUUCGGCCAGCCGAUGUUUGUCAAAGUUUGCAACUUUAAAAUAGGCGAACUUCCAACUCCCAGCCUUGCUAGCUGGGGAAUUCUGGGAAUUGGAAGCCCACCCAUCUUGAAAGUUGUUAAAAUAGAAUAAAAAAUACCAAGCCCUGUAGCUCCGCGGUGCCUUUAAAUAGACAUAGGAAAGAAUCAGAUUGGGAAUCUCACAGCGGGAGGAGAAAAAUCUUU
Molecule: messenger RNA, 1329 nt
Organism: Pseudonaja textilis
Lineage: Eukaryota; Metazoa; Chordata; Lepidosauria; Squamata; Elapidae
Gene: RAB13
Product: RAB13, member RAS oncogene family
Molecular function (GO): GTPase activity; GTP binding
Source: RefSeq, a predicted model, not a curated record